CUCACAAGUCAAAACACCACCAACCGUGGAUCUUGGCCCAAUUUUGCCAUAUUUGAGGCCCAUAACCGUAUCGUCCAAGACUCCGGGGUUGGAGAGGGAUUAACCAUACUCGUGCUCCCCAAAGCAAAGCAACUCCUGGUCUGAGCGAGGCUGAGAGGUCGAAAAAUGUACUCAAACGCAGCAUUCCAGUUGUUCUCUUCAAACGAAAACUCCAAUUCAGGGUCUUCCGAUUCUACAGAGCCUUGUCUCCCUCCUCCGCCUCCAUGCAUCGAAGUGCUUUCUUCAGAGGUUUCUUCGUCUGUGAAAUACACCGUGGAGCCUGUGAACUUAGGUGAACUCACGCUGCUCAAGGGCAGAGUUAGUACGAAAGAGGUUUUUGCGUUACCUAAUUCUGAUUUGGUACCUGGCGUAUACGAAGGGGGAUUGAAGCUGUGGGAAGGUUCAUUAGAUCUGGUGAAAGUUCUGCAUAAAGAGGUUCAGCUUGGAAACCUGUCAUUUUCUGGAAAGCGAGUAUUAGAGCUUGGAUGCGGUCAUGGACUUCCUGGGAUCUUUGCAUGCCUUGCGGGUGCAGCUGCUAUACAUUUCCAGGAUUUUAAUGCUGAAGUACUGCGGUGUCUCACCAUUCCCAAUCUUAAUGCCAAUCUUUCGGAAGAAUUUCUGCCUUUUGUUACGGAUAAGACAAAUUAUGAUAGUGGGUCAGAAGUACAUUUUUUCGCUGGAGACUGGAGUCAAAUGCAUCAAUUUCUUCCUCAUCGUCAUGAUGAAGGUAGUUUGAACUGCAGUUCGGAGCAAAGUCCAAUAGCUGGUUAUGAUAUUAUUCUGAUGGCUGAGACAAUUUACUCAAUUUCAGCACAGCAAAGUCUUUAUGGACUUAUAAAGAAGUGCUUGAGUCAUCCUCAUGGAGUUUUGUACAUGGCAGCAAAGAAACACUAUUUUGGAGUGGGUGGGGGAACACGACAGUUCUUGUCAAUGGUGGAGAAAGAUGGUUUUAUGGCGGCAAGCUUGGUUACAGAGGUUACUGAUGGUUCUUCUAAUGUUCGAGAGGUAUGGAAGCUGUCACCGAAGUAGAUUUGAUCGUUACUUUGUCUUGGAUCUCAAUAUCCAGAUGUGGCUGCAAAGUUGGCAGCUGUAAGAUAAGAAGCUUAAUUUGGGUUUAGGUAAUAUGCCAACAUAUAUUGUAGGGCAGUGUAUACCUUUUGUAGUGUUCUUUUUUCGGACAUGAAUCCAUUUUGACCUAUUUACCACAACAGAUAGAUGUUUAUUUCUUACUCCAAUUUUUUUUUUGCUUGCUAUAAAUUCAAUCCGACUCUUAAACAUGUCGAACAUCAAGGUUUGUGACA
Molecule: messenger RNA, 1340 nt
Organism: Tripterygium wilfordii
Lineage: Eukaryota; Viridiplantae; Streptophyta; Magnoliopsida; Celastrales; Celastraceae
Product: histidine protein methyltransferase 1 homolog
Exons: 8
Coding region: 166-1068 (300 amino acids)
Source: RefSeq, a predicted model, not a curated record